This is a messenger RNA of Colletotrichum karsti, 1125 nucleotides long. RefSeq names its product L-iditol 2-dehydrogenase. The coding region runs from base 1 to 1125 and encodes 374 amino acids. Gene Ontology annotation, biological process: D-sorbitol catabolic process. Lineage: Eukaryota; Fungi; Ascomycota; Sordariomycetes; Glomerellales; Glomerellaceae. The transcript is spliced from 4 exons. Gene Ontology annotation, molecular function: L-iditol 2-dehydrogenase (NAD+) activity; zinc ion binding. The record is from RefSeq and is a predicted model, not a curated record.
AUGUCCGCCCAAAUCAAAGCCCAGGUCCUCUACGAGCCGAAGGACCUCAGGCUGAUAGACCGGCCAAUCGAACCCCCCGCCGCCAACGAAGUCCAAAUCGCCAUGAGAGCCACGACGCUCUGCGGAUCCGACCUCCACUACUACACGCACUUCAAGAACGGAGACAUCCAGAUCAGGGAGCCGUUGUCGCAGGGCCACGAGUGCGCCGGCGAGAUCGUGGCGGUCGGCCCCGGCGUCGACGGAUGGAGCGUGGGCGACCGGGUCGCGGUCGAAGCCGGCGUGCCCUGCGACGCGUGCGAGGUCUGUCGGGACGGGGACUACAACGUGUGCGAGAAGAUGAGGUUCCGCAGCAGCGCGACCGCGUUUCCUCAUUUUCAGGGGACGCUGCAGGAGCGGUUCAAUCAUCCGGCCAAAUGGAUUCACAGACUCCCGGACUCGCUAUCUUUCGCCGAGGGGGCUUUGCUGGAGCCGCUGGCGGUAGCAAUCCAUGCCGUCCGCAAAGCUGCUGCCAAGCCGGGAUCGUCUUGUUUGAUACUCGGAGCCGGUGCGGUUGGUCUUCUCUGUGCCGCGGCGGCGAAGAACUCAGAGUAUGGGAGGGUCGUCAUGGCAGAUAUAUCGACAGAUCGACUCGACUUUGCUGCUAAGAACGGAUUUGCCGACGAAAUCGUGUUACUCAGCUCGAAGAGGGCUACGAGCACGGAAGAGGGACUUGCUAUGGCGAAAGAGAUUGCGGAAAAGCUAACGCAGAAGAAUUCCGGAAACAGAUUCACCAGAACCUUCGAGUGUACUGGGGUUGAGAGCUGUGUGAGAACGGCUAUCUAUGCUACGCGCGGAGGAGGAAAAGUCCUUCUCGUGGGUAUGGGCACGCCCAUACAAACUUUGCCAGUAGCUGCGGCGGCUCUUCGGGAAGUCGACCUCGUUGGAGUAUGGCGAUACGCCAACUGCUACCCUGAAGGAAUGAAGAUCAUGGAGGCAGCUGGGAAGACGUCCUCGAUCCCAGAUCUGAAGAGUCUGGUGACACAUUCGUUCAAAGGUUUGGAUCAGGUUCCGACGGCCUUUUCAAUGGCUGCGAGGACGAGUGAUGAUGAUGGAUCACCGGUAAUCAAGGUAGUUGUCGAGAAUUGA